GUGUGUGUACGUGUGUGUGUGUGUGUGCGUGUGUGUGUGUGUAGAUGGUUAUCUGUCUUGUCUCCAUGUUGGACUGGUGACCUGUCCAGGGCAUGCCACACAUUUCACUCAUGAUCGUCUUGCAAACGAACAAGCAGGUUUAAAAGGAAUAAAUGCAAUAAAACAUCGAGUCGCUUAGUGAUACCUGCAACAUAACGGGUAAACAAAGGGAACUCUGCAGGUAUAGCUGCAUUAGCAUGUUGUACGAGGGCUCUGUAGCCUUGUUAGAGGUGUGGUACUGUUAUCACCCCACUCUAUGUCUUUCCAGCUCUCUGAGAACCCGAAGCCUUAAAUCACAGUACUAAUCCCAGGGAACAGUAUUUUUAACUUGUGCUGGGUCAGAGAGAGCAGCAAUAGGAUUAGAGAAUCAGAGAAGGCACUUAAUCCUAACUCACGCAGCUGAUCUUCUGCACCCUGGCUGAAAGGCUCCUCAGCACUCUCUUUUUUACGUCUCACAGAAACAAAGGUUUAGGAGAAACAUGGGCUUUUUAGGUAAUAUUUUGUCUUCUGUCUGAUUCUUACUGAGCUCAGGGCCACACUUUGAACCAAAUCUUUCUGCUUGUUGGUCUGCUGAAGGGCUGGCACAAUGGCUGCUAUGAAGCCCAAGCUGAAAGUGCUGAAAAAGCGGCGCUCCAGUCUUUUUGCGAGCAUAAAACGGGACACGAGCUUGUCACACAGCAUUGAAGAAGAAGAUAGUGAAUUUCCUUUUUCCCAGGACAGCUCGGUGAAACCAUGGACUUCAAUGGACAACCUUGAUGCUCCUGUUGAGGAGAAGAAUGAAAGCAAAGAGGCACCGAAUCCAAGAAGAUCGAACAUAGUAAAUCUGAAUGUGGGUGGAAAGGUCUUUCACAUCCCAAAGCAUCUGGUUCUGCGAUACCCAAAGACCCGGAUCGGAGUUCUUGCGCUCUGUGAUGAUCCAGUUAAGCGAAUGAAACUCUGUGAUGAUUACGAUGUUAAGAGCAACGAGUUCUUCUUCGACAGGGACCCCAUGUUUUUCCAUUACAUAUUUCACUUCUACUGCAGCAACGUUCUCUGGGUAAUGGACAGCCUGUGCCCUGCCAACUUUGAAGAAGAGAUGUCGUUCUGGGGACUCAAACUGAGGCACACUCCAAGGUGCUGUCGCAUUUUGUUUGAGGAGAAGCUGGAUGACAUCAGAGACCAGCUGAAGGUUAACCAGGAGCUGCUGGAUGAGAUUAAACCUCAUCAGGAUGAUGAAGGCUACACAACGAUGUUCAUGGGGGACUUGCGAAAAGCUCUUUGGGACUUGAUGGAGAAUCCUUACUCCUCUCUAGCAGCCAAAACCUUUGCUGUAUUUUCUAGUCUUUUUGUUCUCAUCUCUAUUGUUGCCAUGACGAUGAAUACAGUGAGAGAGCUUAGGGAAUAUAAAGUUGCAGGUAAAACCUACAUGGAGUGGGUGGAGAUUUCCUCCAUCCUUUUUUUCACACUGGAAUACUUUUUGCGGUUAUUCACCACGUCUGACAUCAAACAUUUUGUCAGAAGUGCUCUUAACUUUGUUGAUGUGGUGGCUGUCAUGCCCUACUUUGUCCAGAUCAUCUUUGAGACGUUUGUUAUAGACUCAGAAGACGUCAGUGCACAGGAAGACCUGAAGACCAUGUCACGGGUCAGCAAAGUCAGCAAGGUGCUCAAAGUGGUCAAGCUGAUGCGUAUCUUCCGUAUCCUGAAACUUGCUCGUCACUCCACGGGAAUGAGGGCGUUUGGUUUCACCAUCCGCCAGUGCUCUGAGCAGGUGUGCUGUCUGUUCCUGUUCAUCGCCAUGGGCAUCUUCACCUUCUCUGCCCUGAUGCAUUCUGUGGAGGUUGACCAGCCCGGGACGCCGUUCAGCAGCAUACCAGAUGCCUGGUGGUGGGCUGCGGUGAGCAUCUCCACAGUCGGCUACGGAGACGUGAUCCCCAUCUCCUAUCUCGGCCGCUGCGUGGCGUUUGGAUGCAUCUCUUUUGGCAUCAUCCUCAAUGGAAUGCCCAUCUCUAUUCUGUUCAACAAGUUCUCUGAUUACUAUGCCAAACUGAAAGAGCAGGAAUUCACUUACUCAAACACAGAGCGCACCUUCCAGCUCCAGAAGCGUCUGCGGCGUAAGUUUGACCGCUGUUUCGAACCCCCGCCAGACACAGAUGAUGUGAUUUAUUAUCGACCCAGUGGAAGACAUUCAGACUUUGACUUAGACACUGAAGAAUGAGAAUGCUGCCCAGCGGUUGCCCUGCUAGCCACAAACCAGAGAGUUAGGGUGUCACCUUCGCAGCUGGUGGUAGCAGGUCAGUCCUCUGUCAUCUGCUUCCAAGGACAGCUCCUACCUGCAGCUGAUGCUGACUAGUCCUGAGUUAUAGUUGGUGUGAAGGACACCUGGUUACAGACGUGCUUUAUUUGAAACACAACUUCACAUUAUUCCUCAGUUCUGUAUAUUUUCAUACUUUGUCAAAAGAGUUCUGGAUUUGUGUGGACGUGGGUUUCACGGGGAGUGUUGUGUUAAUAACACACUGUGUUGUGUCCCCUAACACCGACGGCGAAGAGAGGUGCCAAUAGUGAUCAGAAGUGAUUACAGGGAUCUACAGUCAUGUCCAGUUUCAUUUAGGGAACAGAGACGCGUCAUCAGGUCCACUAGGGACCUACACGUGUUUUCUUCUUGAUAUAGAAGUUCUCAUAAGUGACCUGCUGGUUGAAUCACUCAGCAGCCGUCCUUCUGACGGAGACUGCUAACCUGAUCCAGGGCGUGUUUGGAGAUGAACAACUCCUUUUCUCUACCCUAAUCCUCCAGAUAUUCCUGCACCAUGGAACAAACAGCCCUCGACCUGCCCCUUCCAAACACUCCUAGCGUGACAGAUGUGUUCAGGCAUUUGUGUUACUAAUCAAAUCAAAUCAAAUCAACUUUAUUUAUAUAGCACUUUUCAUACAAAAAAUGCAACUCAAAGUGCUUUACAGAUUAAAAUGGCCCCAUAGAUCCCACAUUCCCAUCCCAGCCCCCCUCCCCAAGUAUAAAACUAUUAAAAAUUACAGUUCCCCUCCCGCACCCAACUUCCAAAGUGGACAUACAAUCACCCGCACACACACACACACUCGUGAACACCAGAGGAAACA
Nothobranchius furzeri (turquoise killifish) is the source of this 3129-nucleotide messenger RNA. Its product is annotated as potassium voltage-gated channel subfamily V member 2. Gene Ontology annotation, molecular function: delayed rectifier potassium channel activity. Gene Ontology annotation, biological process: protein homooligomerization; potassium ion transmembrane transport. The record is from RefSeq and is a predicted model, not a curated record. NCBI's taxonomy places the organism in Eukaryota, Metazoa, Chordata, Actinopteri, Cyprinodontiformes, Nothobranchiidae. Gene Ontology annotation, cellular component: voltage-gated potassium channel complex; membrane.